AGCUUUAAAAGGGUUACGUGUCAGAUCAAUUUUAUAGAUUUCUCUCUCUCUCUCUAUUUCUCUGAAUCUCUAUUUCUCUCUCUAUCUCUCUUUCUAUUUCUCUCACGCUCUCAAUUUCAUAAUUAAAUCCUCUAAAAUUAACUCUCUCUAUAAUUCUUUUAACUAAAUUUCGACAUAUUUUUUUUAUUUACAUAAUAAUAGACAUAAAAUCCAGUGUUUUAAAGCCAAUUUUUAAACUCUCUCAAAAUUCUUAUUAUGUAAUUUAUUUUGUUUUUAUAUUAGUUUCCUUUAAAAUAACAAAAUUGGGUUGAGAAUUCAUAUUUUUAAUUUUUUUUUAAAUUUCCGUUAUUCGGUUAAUAUUCAGCUCGCUGUCCCCACAUCCGCAAAAGGUAUUCUGAAACAAAGCAUGUUUUUACUCCAUUCAACUCCUUUCUCCCACUCUCCCUUAAUUUCCCUUAGGUUAUCCCUUAAUUAUCUCUCCUUAUCCUCUCCUAUGUAUUAUUCCUCUCCCUUUAUCCCUCUCGCUAUUAAAUUUUUUCUGGAAAACAAGACUUAUUUAUUUUGUAGCAAAUUUCAAGGGCUUUCGAAUAAACUACUUUGUGCUGACUGUAUACUCUUUCUGCUUCAACAGAAAUCCUCACACAAUCAUUUGAUAACUUGA
This is a messenger RNA of Meloidogyne enterolobii, 661 nucleotides long. The record is from the annotation of a GenBank genome assembly. Lineage: Eukaryota; Metazoa; Nematoda; Chromadorea; Rhabditida; Meloidogynidae.